Molecule: messenger RNA, 1144 nt
Organism: Zingiber officinale
Lineage: Eukaryota; Viridiplantae; Streptophyta; Magnoliopsida; Zingiberales; Zingiberaceae
Exons: 3
Coding region: 171-1034 (287 amino acids)
Molecular function (GO): DNA-binding transcription factor activity
Source: RefSeq, a predicted model, not a curated record
GUUCGUUUUGCUGAGAGAAUGGGACCACGGCCCCUGGCUUCCCAUUCCGUUACCAUUUUGCACCGCCGGUGCGUGUAGUUUGAUCGAUGUGUUGUUGGCCUCGUCCCACAAUAUAUACCUGACCGACUGGUAGCGCCUCCUUCAGUCGCAGCCAGUCGUUAGCUUCGACCAUGGCGACGUCCUUCUUCCUGUGGCCCUCUUCGCAGAACAAGCCGGAAGAGGCCGGCGGAGGCGGCGCAGCUAGUGGUUACCCCGCUGGAGCUACGGUGGCGAAGGCAAAGAUUCGGAAAGGAGGGGGAGGGGCUAAGACGGCCGGGCCAAAGCGCCCUCCGCAGCGCGGCCUUGGUGUCGCGCAGCUUGAGCAGAUCCGCCUCCAGGAACUCGGCACUCCCCCCCACGAUCUUCAGCCUUUCAGUUUCCAACAGCUCAGCCCCGUCGCUGCCGGCCCUUCGGCCAUCUAUGGCGCACCCGUCUCAUACACCGUAGGCCUUCCAAUGCAGGGGUACCUCCAUCGACUCCGCCCGAUGUCGGUGACCUCCUUCGGUGGAGCUUCUGCUGGCUCCGCCGCCCGACCUGUGCUCGCAGAUCCGUUCGCGCUGGAUGGCCACCGGAGGACUGCGGCGGAAGACAGAUUCCGCGUCGGAGGUCCGUUCCCAGAGCCCCCUUCAAACCAAAUUACCCAAUGCCUCUCCGAUCAGUGCGAGUUCUGUGCCAGAAAGAAACGUCUCUUCGGCAAUAACCAAUCGCCCAAUCUGUCCAACGGAGGCGCCGAUUACUUCGAGAUGAACCUCGCUGCUGCAAUGUCUGUCAAUCUGGAGUAUGGCUGCCACCAGACAAAGCUGAAGCCAUCAGAGAAGAAGGAGAGGGAAGCAAUCAAGGAGUUCGAUUUCUUCCCAUCGUCGAGCAGCCUGAGCGCAUCCAUCGAUGGCGCCUCAUCUAUGUUUGCUGAUCGAACGGCGCCUGGUGAUGCUUCCUCCUCUCUUUUCUUCGCCACUGCUACCCCUCUCGAUCUCUCGCUUAAGCUAUCAUUGUAAUUAAUUAUCCCCUCCAUUACUAGUAUAUGUUGAUCGGCGAGCUAUGUUUUAAUUGCGUAUCUCUAUCUACUUCUCUAUGAGCUUAAUCUUCUAUCUCGAAUUUUUAUUUC